Molecule: messenger RNA, 1757 nt
Organism: Caenorhabditis auriculariae
Lineage: Eukaryota; Metazoa; Nematoda; Chromadorea; Rhabditida; Rhabditidae
Source: the annotation of a GenBank genome assembly
AUGAACUACUCAUGGGGUAAGAAAGGAGGCGAGAGUUUGGUUGGCACCUUGGGCAUCGACGGAAAGCACAUGGACGCCAUUGACGGCUCUCAGCCCUACGCUGAGGUUUCUCAUCCUCUUUCCUUUCCGAAUCAGGCUUCGGUUUUCAGUUGUGGAUGGGAACUCACCAAAAUGGACCUUCCAAAAACGCAGAAACAGGAAAACUUUUAUCAGAUGAGCUCUCUGUCGAGCCAAGUCUUCAUGGAGCCGAAGAAACUUGUAUUCCAACAUGCACUUAAUUCGAAGAAUGGUUUCUUUUAGCUGAGCUUUCGUAUCUUUUCAAAGUUUUAUCUGUUGCUGGUCCUCUUUCCAUUCAAAUACAUCCAACAAAGGUGAGCUUUCAACAUGUUAAUGAAAAAAGGUUUUUUUUUAAAGGAGCAAGCAAAAAUACUACACUCGAAAGAUCCCAAAAACUACUCGGACGCCAAUCAUAAACCAGAAAUUGCAAUCGCACUCACCGAUUUCGAGCUUUUGAGUGGCUUUCGUUGCCAUUCAGAAAUUGCUGCGAACUUGCAAGGUUUCUAAUUUUUCCCUUUUUUUUUUCGAAAGAAAUCACUUCUUUUUUAAAAGGGUUUCCCGAAAUUUUGGAACUUUUCGGCAAUAAUGAGAAAGCGGCUUUGUCUUCACUGGCCGAAUCACCCAGCCCAUCUUCUCUGCGAGUGGUUUUUUCCAAGAUUUGGAAAACCGACUCAAUCGAAAUUGGAAAAAUUGUCGAAAGAAUUUAUAACAGAGUAAAAGGUGGUUUUUGUGUUAGACAGCAAAAAUGGCUUCCUUUUUUUUUUAAGAUGACGCGACAGAUCUUCAUUUCAUAAUAGCUCGAUUGGCAAAACUUUUUCCAGGUUUUCAUUUACAAAUUUUUUUUUAAAAUCUUUUGAGCGUGGCUCCAAUACACUUUUUUUCGUUUUCUGAAAACCUCAGUAACUGUUUCGAGCAAACUGGUACUUUUUUUUUGCAGGCGACGUUGGCGCUUUAGCUCCAAUUUUCCUCAAUUAUUUCAAACUGAAACCAGGAGAAGCGACUUUUCUUUCUCCCAACAUGCCACAUGCCUAUCUGUUCGGAGGCGAGUUGCGAAUCAUUUUUCUCUCAUCGAAUUCACGUUCAGACUGCGUUGAGUGCAUGGCAUGCAGUGACAACACGAUCCGUGCUGGUCUCACCCCCAAGUUUAUCGACGUCGAGUUGGUUUCCUCUAUUUCCACCAGGAGAAAUACUUUUAGGUCUCUUGUCGAAAUGCUCAACUACUCGGAAACGCUGCUUCCGAAAUACGUGCCAACGAUUCUUCCUAACGGAAGUCGUCUCUUCACGCCGCCCGGAGUAGACGAGUUUUGGGUUCAGGAAGUCACGGUUUGCGCUUUUUCAAGUUUUGAUCGGAGAUUAUGCUUUUCUGCUGCUGUUCAAAAUUGUGUCAGUUUGAGUAAAUCUUUCUUUUUUCCAGUUGAAUGUCUCCGAAAAGUUCGAGUUUGAUUACACGGACAGCUCUUCGAUUUUAGUAGUUAUCAAUGGAGCUGCCAGUGUUUCUCUAGGUUCUUUAUUUUUUUAUGAAUCGACAAUUUCAUAUUGAAGGCGAAAAGUCUCUGCGUCUCGAUAAGGGACAAGUCGUGUUUGUACGACCGACUAGCGGCUCCUCUGAACGCGUUUAUCUGGAAAAUCCUUCCGACGCCUUUCUCGCCUACAGAGCUUUCACCCCUAUGAGAAAAUUCCUGAAACUUCGGGAUAACUGA